UAGCGCUUCCGGGACGGCGCUGUGGGACUUUUUUGGCGCGAGUGGGGACGGCGGCCGGGAGGGCGCGGUCAGCGCUCCGCGUUUUGGGUCCUGGCAGCGCCAUGCGCUACAACGAGAAGGAGCUGCAGGCGCUGUCUCGGCAGCCGGCCGAGCUGGCGGCCGAGCUGGGCAUGCGGGGCCCCAAGAAGGGGAGCGUGCUGAAGCGGCGGCUGGUAAAGUUGGUGGUCAACUUCCUUUUCUACUUCCGGACGGACGAGGCCGAGCCCGUCGGAGCCUUGCUGCUGGAGCGCUGCAGAGUCACCCAGGAGGAGCCCAGCGGCUUCUCCAUCAGCUUCAUGGAGGACCCGGAGAGGAAGUAUCACUUUGAGUGCUGCAGUGAGGAGCAGUGUCAGGAGUGGAUGGGGGCUCUGCGGCGAGCCAGCUACGAGUUCAUGCGGAGAAGCCUCAUAUUCUACAGGAAUGAGAUCCAGAAGAUGACUGGCAAGACACACCAAGCACCCGUGACUAACCUGCCCCACGUCACCGGCCCACGUGCCGCGAGCUUACUACGCACUUUGGUGGACCGCGGCGGGAGCCCCGGACGAGCAGGGACGUACGACAGUAAAUGCACUUGCACCAGCCCACCAUGCCGUCGGGAAUCGGGUACCAGACCUUCCCCAAGCACCACUCGGAACGGGUCCGCGCAGGAUCGGGGAGGGUCUGACCGCCCUCCGCCCGCCGACCGUUCCUAUGCCAAAGGCGCUGAUCCCAGGCCGAAGGGCCAACAGUCCGGUAGGAGCCGUUCACAGUGAUGGGGCGGGGGCGGGCGCCCCCUCGGGGAGAGGGCCUCUUCCGAGGAAUGUCACGACAGCGCGAGCCACCCUCCACCUGGAGACAGCCAUGCCUUUGGUAUAGGAAGAGCGGCGAGAAUAAAUAGGGCAGGCGCCUCACGGCCUGGUUUUGGCGUUGGUCAACCUCCAGUCAGCACCAAGAGGACGAGGCGGCGGCGAGGCCUGCGUCGAGAUAGCACCGGGACCGCGGUCAGCGCGUCCGCGGGCAGGCCAGUCCUUCGGGUGGACGUCUGUAUAUAGAUCCUCUCAUAUAUAGUAUUUACACUUCUCAAUAGGUUGCUUUUACGACUUCAGUGGAGUAAAAUAAGUCAGGAUUGUUUAUACUUUUUAAAAAACGAUAAAUACUUUAUCUAAAACUAUCGACAGUACGAGCCGGAGCCAGGCCCCAGCGCCUCCUGCAGGUCUGCACAGCUCGGAUUCACAGUAGAGCCUUGUCCCCCGUCCUCAGUCCGUCCUCGCCGUCCCGUGGCCGGCCGCCGGCCCAGCCCGUCCUUGCAUAGGUCUCACGGUUGAGGUAG
Messenger RNA from Neomonachus schauinslandi (Hawaiian monk seal), 1348 nucleotides. RefSeq names its product pleckstrin homology domain containing J1 (gene PLEKHJ1). The coding region runs from base 102 to 791 and encodes 229 amino acids. Gene Ontology annotation, biological process: retrograde transport, endosome to Golgi; endosome organization; receptor recycling. Gene Ontology annotation, cellular component: early endosome; trans-Golgi network; recycling endosome. The record is from RefSeq and is a predicted model, not a curated record. Lineage: Eukaryota; Metazoa; Chordata; Mammalia; Carnivora; Phocidae. The transcript has 6 exons.